This is a messenger RNA of Chenopodium quinoa (quinoa), 543 nucleotides long. RefSeq lists its product as uncharacterized. The transcript is spliced from 3 exons. The coding region runs from base 102 to 422 and encodes 106 amino acids. Lineage: Eukaryota; Viridiplantae; Streptophyta; Magnoliopsida; Caryophyllales; Amaranthaceae. The record is from RefSeq and is a predicted model, not a curated record.
UGUUGUGCGUCAAUCAUAUAGAAGACAAAAUUCAUAUAAUUGACAAUAGAAAACUACCAAAAAAGGUAUCAGUCCAAGAAAAAUAUGAAGAACAACCAAAAAUGAUGUUAAAAGGAUUGGCAGAGUACAUGAAACACCUUGGAUAUCAAGAUGCAAAAAGAAUUGAAGACUACACAGUUGUUUUGGAAAAGAUGAAAUGGCGUAGCAACAAUGACUAUACAAACUGUGGAGUUUACCUUAUGAAGCAUAUGGAAACCUUCACUGCUGAUCCUAAUGAGAGCUGGAUUUGUGAUUUAAAACCAAACAAUGUGGAACAAAUUAGAAAUCUAAGGCUCCAAUACACAGCAGAACUGAUGUUAUUUGAAGAAAACACUGAAUCAAGAGCAAAUAGAAGGAAAGCUAGAAAAUUUGCAACUUUGUAGUUUCAAAUUCUUAUUUACAACUAUGUAUAUGUUCAUUUCUUAUAUAUGACUAUUUUUUUUUUUUUAGAAAUAGACUUAUGGAUUUUAUUUUAAUAUUAUUGUAAUUGAUAUUUCAUUUUAA